This is a messenger RNA of Menidia menidia (Atlantic silverside), 2508 nucleotides long. The record is from the annotation of a GenBank genome assembly. Lineage: Eukaryota; Metazoa; Chordata; Actinopteri; Atheriniformes; Atherinopsidae.
UGAGGAGAGUGAGGAACCUGAGCUCAACUCCCACGAGACUGCUGUUGUCAAGACUAUGAUCAAAGGAACUUCUCCAAUCCAGGGCCGUAGUCAACAGACUGGUUUGAUCACUCCAUCUUUCGGAAUGAAGGGUAAAAGCUGUGCCAGUGUCCCGCGGGGUCCUGUUCCAGCCCGACCCGUGCCUCAGCCCCAUCCUAAAGAUGAGGACACCUUGGUCCAGAUGGCAGAACAUAUCCCUGCUGGGACACGGACACCAAUGUGUGCCCACUGUAACAUGGUCAUCAGGGGGCCGUUUUUGGUUGCAAUGGGGAAAUCAUGGCAUAAAGAGGAGUUUAACUGUGCCCACUGCCGCACGUCCCUGGCAGAUGUCGGAUUUGUGGAGGAAAAUGGGUCUGUGUACUGUGAACACUGCUAUGAAGAGUUUUUCGCUCCAACAUGCAGCCGCUGCCAGGCCAAAAUACUUGGGGAGGUGAUAAAUGCCCUCAAACAGAGUUGGCACGUCUACUGCUUCAUGUGUGUUGCUUGUCAGCAGCCGAUCAGGAACAACACUUUCCACCUGGAGGAUGGAGAACCAUACUGUGAGCAAGACUUUUACAGUUUAUUUGGGACUGGCUGUCAUGGUUGUGAGUUCCCCAUCGAGGCUGGAGACAAAUUUCUUGAGGCCCUUGGUUACACUUGGCAUGACACCUGCUUUGUUUGUGCUGUGUGCUGUACCACUCUUGAGGGCCGGACUUUCUUCUCCAAGAAGGACAAGCCUCUUUGCCAGAAACAUGCUCACACACUGAAGAUUUGAAGCUUGGACCCUUGUCACAGUUCUUUUCUUAUUAUGGACUUUACCCCUACACAUAAAACUCAGCCAAAGCUCAUUCCUGUACAUCCAUAUCACUUUACUUUGAAUAUCAUGCACCAUGUUGGUUUGUGAUAGUUUUACUGUCUGAGGAUGCAAAGAAUAUGUUACUCAGUUGGGUAACACAUGCAUAAGUGCAUGAACAGUGAGACUGUCACUUUUCUGUUUUACCGUUUUAAAACUAAUAUCAUACAUUAUAAUAAUUAACAAAACAACACAUGCAUAGUUAUGUUAUAAACCGGUUAUCAGUGCUUAAUGCCUAUGCAGGCAUUUGUAAUCUGUAUUCUAUUUUAAUCCUGAAACAAACAUAAAAAAGAUUUCAAGUUAUUAGCAUAUAUAGGAAAAAGUUUCAGAUGUUUAAAAAAAAUGUCUUUUUUUUGACAAUUCAGAUUUGACUAAGUAUGUGAGAUAACGAGCUAUCAGACUGAAAUUGUAAUUUAAAAAUGUAAUUUAAGUUAUGUUCAUCCCCCUCAAAAUGGCACUUGAAGGUGAACUGGAACGUAUAGAGGAAGAACCAUUCACUUGAGCCUGUAGCAGCAGGGCCUGAAUGUCCAGCGUCUUUACUUUACUGGUGAAAACGUCAAUGUAAAGCAUUUGCCUUGUUCCCGUGGGGUUUAGACUGUAAGAAUUUGAACGAUAACACAAUAACAGUUAGGUAUCUUUAUUCCUUUCCCAAAUUUGACCCUAGUUUGCAUUCUUGCCACUUUAUUGGCUGCCUUGAUGAGAUGUAAACAAAGUGUCUUUUUUCUAUUUGUGACUGGGUUUAGGCUGUGAAAUCCUCAGUUUUUAAUGUGAACGAUGGAAUUACAAAUGAUUAUUUCAGAAUUCUGCAGGCUUCUGCUUUUUGUCUAGCCUUGACUAAUUACAUUUAAUGCCUAAUCAGGUACACCCAGAGUGUAGAGGCCUGAGACCAUGUACCAGUAUGCGAUCAGUUGGGAAUUUUAAUGUGUUGAUUCUAUGGGUAAUAUGCCAAAUAGCUUUUGUGUCACAUUUCUUUUUCUUUUUCUUUAGCUUGAAACAUAAUUGUCAAAAAAAAUAUUUGCAGCAUUUCUGAUUAAAAACAGAUUCUAGAAAAAGCAGAUUCUUCCCUAUGCUUCAGAGCAGUGUUUACUUCUUUCUGACCUGCAGGGAGGAUGGUGGUGAGUCAACUGUGCAGUAUAUAUUGUUUAGACAAGGCAAAAAAUGUCUGAUCUGAAUAUAAAUAUUUAACUUUUGGGUUAUUAUUUCUAUUUUUCAGGGACUUCUAAAGGGUUGGAGGGUAUGUUCCUCUCUUUAUGUGUGUCGUUUUUAUCAUUGUUGUUAUUUUCAUUAUUUUGUGUCUGCUUGAUUGUCUACAAACCACCCAUGCCAGUAUUUACUUUUCAUAAUCCCUGCUGGAUUUAGUUGGCUUAUUUUGUUUUGGUACCCUAUCACUAGAGUAAACAACAGCAACUGACAUUUUUACUUAAAAUCAGUCUUUUUACUGUGUGUGACUGAUAAACCUUAUUUAUAAAAAUAAAAAAGAUACUCUAUAUAAUCCUGCAGAACUGUCUUUGGAACUACAAAAAUUGGUCUAUUUGGUUUAAUAUAUCCUGUUAAUUUCAACCCCCCGAAUCCUGUGUUUCUUUAUCUAUGCUAUAAUGUUUGUUGGUGUAAUACAAUCUUGUUAUAUUAAACUUCCU